GAAACCGCGACGGAGUGAAAUAAGAGCUGCACGUCACGCGUCGCGUCGGUGUUUCGCUGUAAUCAGUUUAAACGCUGUUGUUUGUCAUACACUGAGACGCUCUGUAAAAUCUCCAGACACCUGUUUCCGUCGCGAGCGCCAUGUCUUGCGCCACUGACUAUGACGCUCAGUUCACGUCGCGUUUCUCCGCGGAGGACGCGGAGUUCCAGCGCUACCGGGAGCGCUCACCGGACACGCCGCCCGUGCUCGAGGACUGGAGAGCGCGCAGAGACCGGCGGGCUCCGGAGCACCGGCAGCACGAGCAUCGCUUCCCCGAGCGCCGCCAUGACCGGAACUCCGGCGCUUACCGCCAGCGAUCCCGAUACUGACAGAACCAGACCUCCAGCGAUGCUCGCCUGAUCAAUUCUGCUUUUAGUGGAGUUACACUGGCUUCUGUGUAAAUAAAGCAGUUCCGUGAUCUCCUGUGUGUGUGUGUGUGUGUGUGUGUGUGUGUGUGUGAGAGAGACUCUGAAACAGCAGAAGGUGAAUGCUAAGCUGUAUUAGUUCAGAUGUGUUAUCUAGCCUAGUUUCCUCUACACUUGCUCCAGUCAUAACAGGACUCUGAUGAUGUUAAAUGUGAUGAAUGGUUCAGUAACUGCUCAAGCGGAUCACUUCAUUGGGCCCGAGACCUCCGGAAGCUCAGUACAGACUGGACCAGUGCACACAUUAUAGUCUGCUUCACACCAGGCAUUAACUACACAACAGAAUCAGUGUAAAUCAACAAAUCACAAUAAAGGAUGAGGUUGGUGGACAAACAUUGUGUCGCUGUCUGCAAACGGAAACAUGGUCUGAAAACA
Messenger RNA from Onychostoma macrolepis, 836 nucleotides. Its product is annotated as RNA guanine-N7 methyltransferase activating subunit-like. The transcript is spliced from 2 exons. Gene Ontology annotation, biological process: RNA 5'-cap (guanine-N7)-methylation. Bases 141 to 368 code for a protein of 75 amino acids. Lineage: Eukaryota; Metazoa; Chordata; Actinopteri; Cypriniformes; Cyprinidae. The record is from RefSeq and is a predicted model, not a curated record. Gene Ontology annotation, molecular function: RNA binding.